Messenger RNA from Alternaria alternata, 1630 nucleotides. RefSeq lists its product as hypothetical. The record is from RefSeq and is a predicted model, not a curated record. Gene Ontology annotation, cellular component: mitochondrion. Lineage: Eukaryota; Fungi; Ascomycota; Dothideomycetes; Pleosporales; Pleosporaceae. The coding region runs from base 19 to 1473 and encodes 484 amino acids. The transcript is spliced from 5 exons. Gene Ontology annotation, molecular function: metalloendopeptidase activity; metal ion binding.
CCACAGCGAGCAGACGCAAUGGCUUCCCGCCGGCUCGCCCUCAACCUGCAGCAGAGCAUGCGCUCUCGCUCCGCCAUCAACGCCGUCAAGUCCUCGCGAGCCUCGCCUCUGACCCGCGGCCUGGCCACGCCCGUUGCCUACGGCGCGAAGACUGAAUCCACUACCCUCGGAAAUGGCUUCACGAUCGCUACCGAGCACUCCCCAUGGGCCCAGACGUCGACCGUCGGUGUUUGGAUCGACGCAGGAAGCCGCGCAGAGACGGACAAGACCAACGGCACUGCCCACUUCCUCGAGCACCUUGCCUUCAAGGGAACCCAGAAGCGCACCCAGCAGCAGUUGGAACUCGAGAUAGAAAACAUGGGCGGACACUUGAACGCCUACACCUCGCGCGAGAACACCGUCUACUACGCCAAGGCCUUCAACAACGACGUCCCCGCCGCCGUCGACAUCCUCUCCGAUAUCCUCCAAAACUCCAAGCUCGAGGCCCAGGCCAUCGAGCGCGAGCGUGAUGUCAUCCUCCGCGAGCAGGAGGAGGUCGACAAGCAGCUCGAGGAGGUCGUCUUUGACCACCUGCACGCCACUGCCUUCCAGGGCCAGCCCCUCGGCCGCACCAUCCUCGGACCCAAGGAGAACAUCCAGAGCAUCCAGCGCGCCGAUCUCGAGAACUACAUCAAGACCAACUACACUGCCGACCGCAUGGUCCUCGUUGGCGCUGGUGGUAUUCCCCACGAGCAACUCGUCGACCUCGCCGAGAAGUACUUCGCCAACCUCCCCUCGGAGCCCCAGGACUACUCUUCCAAGUCUGCCGCUGCCGAGCAGAAGGCGAAGCCCGACUUCAUCGGUUCCGAGGUCCGCCUCCGUGACGACACCAUGGGCACUGCCAACAUCGCCAUUGCCGUUGAGGGUGUUAGCUGGAGCGACCCCGACUACUUCACUGCGCUCGUCACACAGGCUAUCGUCGGUAACUGGGACCGCGCCAUGGGUACCUCCGACUACCUUGGCAGCAAGCUCAGCAACUUCGUCUCGCAAAACGCUCUGGCCAACAGCUUCAUGAGCUUCUCCACCAGCUACUCUGACACUGGUCUCUGGGGUAUCUACCUCACCAGCUCCAACCUCACCCAGCUCGAUGACCUCGUCCACUUCACUCUCCGCGAGUGGUCCCGCCUCUCCAUGAACGUCACCUCCGCCGAAGUCGAGCGUGCCAAGGCCCAACUCAAGGCCUCUAUCCUCCUCGCCCUUGACGGCACCACCGCCGUCGCCGAGGACAUUGGUCGCCAAAUCGUCACCACUGGUCGCCGGUUAAGCCCCGAGGAGGUUGAGCGCGUUGUCGGCCGCAUCACAGAGAAGGACGUUAUGCAAUUCGCCCGUAACAGGCUGUGGGACAAGGACGUUGCUGUCAGUGCCGUCGGACAGAUUGAGGGUCUGUUGGAUUACAACAGGAUCAGGAACGAUAUGAGCAGGAUGCUGUCAUAGACAACUACUUCUUCUUUGAGACAAGCAAGAGGGGUUGAGGAAGGAAAGUGUUUAUAGUGCCAUGCUGUGAGCGUUUUUAGACGGCAGAAACAUUGUAGUUUUGUGUACACUUAGUCGAUGAGUAUUUUGACAAGGAAGAUUUCAAACUAGCUGUGCC